Scleropages formosus (Asian bonytongue) is the source of this 2980-nucleotide messenger RNA. It is a transcript of the gene lgr6, whose product is annotated as leucine-rich repeat containing G protein-coupled receptor 6. Gene Ontology annotation, molecular function: protein-hormone receptor activity; G protein-coupled peptide receptor activity; protein binding. The record is from RefSeq and is a predicted model, not a curated record. Gene Ontology annotation, biological process: hormone-mediated signaling pathway; adenylate cyclase-activating G protein-coupled receptor signaling pathway; activation of adenylate cyclase activity. Gene Ontology annotation, cellular component: plasma membrane. The transcript is spliced from 18 exons. Lineage: Eukaryota; Metazoa; Chordata; Actinopteri; Osteoglossiformes; Osteoglossidae. Bases 227 to 2980 code for a protein of 917 amino acids.
GAGGCAGAUCGACACAGAAGGACAGGGAGUUCCUGAGACCCCCUGACCAACACGUGUGUCUUCCGUUCAUGGGAACAACCCGAGUGAUAAAGAGAUAGAGAGAAAAGUGGGGAAAAAGAGAACGCAAGGCAGAUCAGCCAAGAGAGACACGAACUCAGCCAGAGUCACACACAUACACACCUACCCGUUCGUUCUUCUUCGAGCGGCAGGGCUGAGGAGAAGCAACAUGUGGCUGGCAUGCCUGGUGCUCCAGCUCAUCGCUGCAGCAACCGGUGGGCACGGCUACCAGGGGCGGUCCACCCUGUGUCCAGCGCCCUGCCAGUGCGAGGAGGAUGGCGUUCUGCUGCUUGUGGAUUGUUCUGAGCUGGGCCUUUCCGUCGUGCCCGAGACGCUCAGUCCACUGACCUCUUACCUGGACUUGAGCAUGAACAACAUCAGUGAGCUGCAGCCCAAUGCUUUCCGGAACCUUCGCUUCCUGGGAGAACUACGGCUGUCUGGGAACCUCCUGAGGCAGAUCCCUGGCCUGGCCUUCACAGGUCUCUAUAACCUGAAAGUGCUGAUGCUGCAGAACAACCAGCUGGAACAGCUGCCCAGUGAGACUCCAUGGGACCUGCCCAACCUCUUGUCACUACGCUUGGAUGCCAACUUGAUCACGGAGGUUCCAGAGCAGACCUUCUCAGGCCUGCGGUCACUCCGGCACCUAUGGCUAGAUGACAAUGCCCUGACGGAGAUCCCUGUGCGAGCCCUCGGCCAGCUGUCCUCACUACAGGCUAUGACCCUGGCUCUCAACCGCAUCAGCCACAUUCCCAAUGGGGCCUUUCGCAACCUUUCCAGCCUUGUGGUGCUGCAUCUCCAUAACAAUGCGAUCCAGAGUCUCGGAGAAACAUGUUUUGAAGGACUGCACAGUUUAGAGACCCUGGACCUGAACUACAAUGAUCUGCAGGAAUUCCCAGUAGCCAUACGGACUCUGGCCAAGCUACAAGAACUGGGUUUCCACAACAACAACAUCCGAGCCAUCCCAGAGGGGGCCUUUGUGGGAAACCCACUACUGCAGACCAUUCACUUCUAUGAAAACCCCAUUCAGUUUGUGGGUAGAUCAGCUUUCCAGUUCCUGCCAAAGCUACACACACUGUCCCUCAAUGGGGCGACGGAAAUCCGAGAGUUCCCCGACCUCAAAGGAACAACCAGUCUGGAAAUUUUGACCCUGACUAGGGCUGGCCUCAGUUCACUGCCCCGGGGGCUGUGCCAGCAGCUCCCCAGUCUGAGAGUGCUGGAACUUUCCUACAACCAGAUUGAGGAGCUACCCAGCUUCCACCGUUGUCAACGCCUCCAGGAGAUAGGCCUGCAGCACAACCAGAUCCGGGAAAUUGGAAUCAACACGUUCCAGCAACUAGGAGCUCUACGUUCAAUAGACUUAAGUUGGAACCACAUUGAGACUAUCCACCAAGAUGCCUUUGCUUCACUCCAUUCUCUGGCCAAACUUGAUCUGACUAACAAUCUGCUGACAGCCUUUCCCCUGGAAGGCUUGGGUAGCCUAACCCACCUUAAGCUGAGGGGUAACAUGGGUCUGUCUAGCCCAUUCAAAGAGGAGGACUUCCCCAAGAUAAGGGUGGUGGAGAUGCCAUACGCUUACCAGUGCUGUGUAUAUGGGGCCUGCAAUAGCUACAAAGCCGGAGUCCUACAGGAAUCUGACCGCCUGGACAGCGAGGGAGAGGAACUGCACAAAAGGACCGUGGCCUUGUUCCCCAUCCAUGCUGAUGCUACCUAUGAUCUAGACAUGGAGGAGUUCCAGCUGGAAGCUGAGGACCCCAAAAUGCAGGCAAGCAUUCAGUGUACGCCCACUCCAGGUCCUUUCAAGCCCUGCAAGUACAUGAUUGACAGCUGGGUGGUUAGACUGGGUGUGUGGGCCAUCGCUCUGGUGUCCCUGGUGGGAAACAGCCUCCUGAUUGUCACCGUGUUUGCCUCACCCAGCUACCUUUCACCAGUCAAGUUUGUCAUCGGGGCCAUUGGUGGGGCCAACCUACUGACUGGUUUGUGCACUGGCACCCUUGCCUUAGUGGAUGCCCUCACCUUUGGGCAUUUUUCCCAGUUUGGAGCACGUUGGGAAAGUGGCCCAGGCUGCCAGGCUACAGGUUUUCUAUCCAUCUUUGCCUCGGAGGCCUCCGUCCUCUUCCUCUCGCUGGCCGCUGUGCAGUGCAGUGUUUCAGUGUCCUGCGUCCGAGCAUACGGCAAGUCCCCCUCCAUCAGCAGUGUCCGGGCAGCCGCUUUCUGCUGCACGACCCUCUCAAUGACAGUGGCUGCCCUACCACUUUUCGGGGUGGGGGAGUUUGGCACCUCCCCACUCUGCCUCCCAUCACCGCUCCCAGAUGGUCAUCCCUCCACCUUGGGCUUCAUGGUGGCGCUGAUCAUGAUGAAUGCCCUCUGCUUCCUGGUCAUCACUGGCACUUACAUCAAACUGUACUGGGACCUGAUCAAGGGAGAGUUUGACAGCAUCUGGGACUGUGCUAUGAUCAAGCAUGUGGCUUGGCUUAUCUUCACCAACUGCCUGCUCUACUGCCCCGUGGCCUUCCUCACAUUUUCUUCCCUGCUUAGCCUCUUCCACAUCAGUGAGGAGGCCAUCAAGUCAGUCCUCUUGGUCCUGCUCCCUCUCCCGGCAAGCCUCAACCCCCUAAUCUACCUCCUCUUCAACCCACACUUCAAAGAAGACCUCCGCCUGCUCUGGAGAAGGUCACGAUCUGGCCAGGAAGAGACCCUAGACUUUUUCGUCUCGGAGGAGACAGAAAAGAGCUCCUAUGACUCCACUCAGGCCCUGGUGUCUUUUCCUGACUUGGACAUGCUCUUUGAGGGGACUGUCCUGCCAGCACUGGAACCUGUGCACUACACACCAACAUCUUCUCCAGUCCCUCUCAUUCCCUGCCAACAGCAGGUGCCCCCAGGGCAAGAGGACAUGUUACAAGGACAAGGAACUUUCAGGCGCUGA